AUGGCCCGCCCCUCCUCAGUUAGGACAGCCAGCAGGGAUCGAAUCUCCUAUAAUGACUCUGACUUCUGGAGACAGCUCAUACGAAAACAGAGUGGAGCUGCCUCUUCGUCAACUUCACUUAAGAUGGUGAACGUAAAUGACUAUGGUGCUAAAGGAGAUGGAAGUGAUGAUACUGAGGCAUUCACGAAAGCCUGGGAGGCUGCUUGUUCUGCUCAGAGAGCUGUUCUAGUAGUCCCUCAGAACAAAACUUAUGUUCUUACGCCCAUCACAUUCUCAGGUCCUUGCGGAUCUGACCUCACAGUAGAGAUCUAUGGAACAAUCGAGGCUUCUUUAGACCAAUCUGCCUACGAAAAGGAUCCGACAUUAUGGCUGAAGUUUGAAAACUUGACAAAAUUGAGUGUAGCAGGCGGUGGCUACAUAAAUGGCAGUGGAGAAACAUGGUGGCGAAAAUCCUGCAAAAGAAAGCCAAAACUCCCUUGCAAGCAUGCACCAACAGCAUUGACAUUCCAAGAAUGCAAAAAUCUGAGGGUAGCUGAUUUAACCAUUACAAAUGCACAACAAAUGCAUCUUGUAUUCAAGAAAUGCGUGAAUGUGAGUGCAGUGAAUCUGCAGAUAACUGCUCCUAAGGAAAGCCCAAAUACUGAUGGAAUUCACGUCACGGAUACUCAAAAUAUCACCAUCGAUCAUUGUGCCAUUGGGACGGGGGAUGAUUGCAUUUCUAUAGUAAGUGGGUCGAGUAAUGUUCAAGCUACAGAUAUAGCCUGUGGACCAGGCCAUGGCAUCAGCUUGGGAGCCCACAUGUCAGCUGACUAUGUUUCAAAUGUCGUAAUAAAUAAUUCAAGACUUUCAGGAACCACGAAUGGUGUGAGAAUAAAGACUUGGCAGGGAGGAUCAGGGUAUGCGAGUAACAUCAGAUUUGAGAACCUUGCAAUGGACAACGUGACCAAUCCCAUAAUCAUAGAUCAGAACUAUUGUGAUCAAGAGAAACCGUGUCCUCCGCAGGCCGCAGCAGUUCAAGUAAGGAACGUGACUUACACGAAUAUCAGAGGAACCAGCGCUUCAGAAGAGGCCAUAAAAUUCGACUGCAGCAGGAACCAUCCAUGUGAAGAUAUUUUCUUGCAGGACAUCAACCUCCGAAGCGAAUCUUCAGUUAAGAGCACUGAAGCUUCUUGCUUAUAUGUUAGACCUACCCAAACUGGAAUAGUCUCCCCUCGCUGUGACUAA
Messenger RNA from Eucalyptus grandis, 1224 nucleotides. Its product is annotated as polygalacturonase. Gene Ontology annotation, molecular function: polygalacturonase activity. The record is from RefSeq and is a predicted model, not a curated record. The transcript has 9 exons. The coding region runs from base 1 to 1224 and encodes 407 amino acids. NCBI's taxonomy places the organism in Eukaryota, Viridiplantae, Streptophyta, Magnoliopsida, Myrtales, Myrtaceae. Gene Ontology annotation, biological process: anther dehiscence; pectin catabolic process; fruit dehiscence.